GCAUGUUAAUGGUUAGGUUCGCGCCGGCGUGCCUGCGUGGGUUUGGAAAGUAGCCUCUCAGAGGGCUGAACGGCACAGGGACGAAGAUGCGGAAGACUGGGGUCCUAGGGGCACACGAGUUGGCGAAUCUCAUUGGCUAGCUCAUGUGCCUACCGCACAAUCAUCACACUUUCGCGCUCGAAACCAGCGUAUCAGCAAGCGGUACGGCCGCCUUGGACCGGCCCGUAAAGGAUGAUCCCUACGUGCUCAAAUAUGCGACAUGCCUCGUCGACUCGAUGCAUAUAACGACUCUCUGUUCUCGACGCUGGCAUGACUCUUCUCAAAAGUACGGUGACGGUAGCGCCAUCACGACAUGUUCACAAUUUUCCACCUGCCGCUUGGUCAACCGUUCGCAUACUGAAGCGUGCGUCGUCGCCGCAGCUAGCGCAUCGUGCCCAAGCUUCUGCGCAACGGACUCAACCCGCAGUGUUCGGGAGCGGAUAUGUAAGUUGGUGGCACAAAGGUCACGGUCCCUGAACGACUAUCCUGCACAAGCCAUGGCCCGUCCCGGAAGAAACAUCAAAACCUCGUGCACGACGUGGGAAACCCCACGAGAUGGUAGUUCCGACUUCAUAUUCGAACCCAGCCGCUUGUAUCGCGGAGCCAUUGUAACGUCUUGCAACCCAUGCUCGACUAAUGUGUUGAUAUCUACAUGAGGCCUACAUACGACCUACAUACGGCCCAGGAAUGAUUCUGUUGUUGAACCAAGCACAGAGCAUAACGUGCCGCUGCAGACGCAGGAA
Molecule: messenger RNA, 782 nt
Organism: Alternaria alternata
Lineage: Eukaryota; Fungi; Ascomycota; Dothideomycetes; Pleosporales; Pleosporaceae
Exons: 1
Coding region: 144-695 (183 amino acids)
Source: RefSeq, a predicted model, not a curated record